This is a messenger RNA of Plasmopara halstedii, 153 nucleotides long. RefSeq lists its product as uncharacterized. The coding region runs from base 1 to 153 and encodes 50 amino acids. Lineage: Eukaryota; Oomycota; Peronosporomycetes; Peronosporales; Peronosporaceae. The transcript is spliced from 3 exons. The record is from RefSeq and is a predicted model, not a curated record.
AUGAAGCAAGAGCUCAGUGCCCGAAGCCGAAAUAACAAUUCGGUUGACGAAUACUUUUCGAAGAAACUUGAGUCCCAUUCACAAGAUAUUAACGAUACCAAAUACGGAUUCAUGUACCCUUCUUUAGGCGGUGGAGGCAGAGGCACUGGUUAA